AUGCCUAGAAGAAUUUAUGUUGUUAGACAUUGUGAAAGAAUCGAUAACAUAGAUUCAAAAUGGCGUAAAAAAUAUCCUGGUUUUCAAGAUGACAACUCACCUUUAAGUGACAGAGGAAGAAAUAUCCAGGCAGUGGAGCUCCAGAAAAGAUUUGAAAAUAUUCAUCUUGAUCAUGUUUUGGCAUCUCCCAUGGAUCGAACAAUGGAAACUGCCUCAAUACUUUUGGGUAAAAAAGAUAUUUUAAUCAAACCGGAACCAGGUCUUGUUGAGGUUCUGUACCUAUGUAAUGAUCCUCCAUCAUUUUGGAAGGUUGAUAAAUUAAAGGAAAAAUUUUCAAAAGUUGAUACAAAUUAUAAUCCUAUAUUUAAAAAAUUUUUAAUGCUAAAAAUGGAUAAUUCAACAGCAACAACAUCUAUGAAAUACUCAUGCCUCGAUUGCAACUUUUCUUCUUUUACUGAACAUGAGAUUAUCCUUCAUUGGAGUUGUUUUUCACAUAGAAUAAUUAUUCCUCCAUUAAAUGUUGAUGGAAAUGCUAUGAUGAAAUUGGAGGGAACGCAAAAGAGUAACGAAAUAAGUAGUAUGAAUGAUGAAAAAUACUACUCAAAUGACAUAUAUUGUGUGGAGAACAAAGAAAACGUCUGCCACAUGGAUUUUGAAGUAAAUAAACGUAAUUUAAAAAGAAAACUUUCCAUGGAUCAUAAUGGUUUCAAGAAGGCAAAAGUUUUUUCCUAA
This is a messenger RNA of Strongyloides ratti, 732 nucleotides long. RefSeq names its product Histidine phosphatase superfamily, clade-1-containing protein. The record is from RefSeq and is a predicted model, not a curated record. The transcript has 3 exons. The coding region runs from base 1 to 732 and encodes 243 amino acids. Lineage: Eukaryota; Metazoa; Nematoda; Chromadorea; Rhabditida; Strongyloididae.